Molecule: messenger RNA, 1686 nt
Organism: Branchiostoma belcheri (Belcher's lancelet)
Lineage: Eukaryota; Metazoa; Chordata; Leptocardii; Amphioxiformes; Branchiostomatidae
Product: receptor-interacting serine/threonine-protein kinase 3-like
Exons: 9
Coding region: 198-1337 (379 amino acids)
Biological process (GO): protein phosphorylation
Molecular function (GO): ATP binding; JUN kinase kinase kinase activity
Source: RefSeq, a predicted model, not a curated record
GCUGGAGUUUGGCACUAGAUUCAAUCGUCUGUUCCGGGGCCCAAGCUUGAGUGGCUGUCCUAGGGAGGAGUGGAAGGAUCCUAUCAAGUGAUGAGAAAGAUUUGAUCCAAGAAGCUUAUAGCCUGGCUAGGGUCCCAAACCAGUAUGUGACCCUGUUGUAUGGGGUCAUUCUGGAGCCAGGCAACUACAGCCUGGUGAUGGAGUUUGUGGAGCAUGGAUCGCUGGACAAGUUCAUGAAGAAGGUGAACAUCCCAUGGGAACUGAAGAUCCGCAUGGUCCGCGACAUCACCUGUGGGAUGAACUUCUUACACAACUUCACACCAAAGAUCAUCCAUCGUGACCUGAAGAUGCAGAACAUUCUGGUCAACGGUAAUCUUCAUGUGAAGAUAGCAGAUCUUGGCCUGGCAAAGUGGCGUACAUUCUCCAAGAAAUACAUGAAGGAAAGAUCUAGAGCCAGUAAAGGAAAGGAAGGCUACUUGGCAGGCACCAUCACACACAUUCCACCAGAAAACCUGCUGAACAUCAACACGAAAGCAACAGAAACAUUUGAUGUGUACAGUUUUGGAAUUCUGCUGUGGGAAAUAAUCACUGGCAAGGAACCAUAUGAAGAAUGUGGUGGAAAUGAAGCAUUGAUUACUGUGGGAGUGUGUCAGAAUCAGGACAGACCCAGCUCUGAGGAGAUUCCAGAGUGGCUGACAGAUCUGAUGAAAAGGUGUUACCACCAGGACCCUGGACAAAGGCCACUUUUUCCUGAAUCAUACAGCAUUGUUAACAAGAGGCUGACAGAGGACUACAUUGAAGCUAUGAUAAAACGUGCAGUGCAUGUUGUUCACAGAGCUCUGGCAAGAGUGAAUGUGGCCAGCCUAGCUCGCCAAACAGUGACAAAUGACAUCGCAAGUUCAGGCACAACAGUCACAACAGACAUACAGGAGUCAGCCUUGAAAGACCUGAAACAUGCAAAUCCGAAAGGAAGGUACUGGAUCAAGAUAGAUGGAACUGACAUCAAACCGGCUCUACAGGAGUCUAUGAAAGGACAGUGGAACGGGGACAUCGAUCUGAGGGAUGGGAAGCUGGCUGAACUAAGGAAGGAGUGUGACCAGCGACUUGAACUGGUAAACAACCUAGAAGUCAACAAGGAAAGGGCCAGUCUAGAAGAAAAAAUCAAAACUCUGGUCAACACCUUCCACGAUGAUAGCCACUUCCUCGAACAGGCCUUAACAGAAGCCGUCAAUGUCUACACAAAAAAAAUGCAGGUCCCAACAACACCCCAAGAAAAACUAAAAGAACUGAACUGGGAUGUAGUUGAAACCAGCCACCUGCUGGAGCAAUCACAAUAAUUUGCAAGGGCAUAUGAUGACACCUUGGCUUUCCUGAACCCAUCCAACACCAACGUACACGAAGUCAUCUCAAUACACAAAAGGAACAAAGCAGCCAUUCAAACAUAUACUUCUAACUUAUUCAAGAAGAAACGACAACCCGCAGCCACACAUGUACUUGUUGUAAUGCUCUCAGACGAGGAGAGAAAGAACAAACCUUACGCAUUACCAGUGCAAUACAUCCCCUACAACAGCCUGAGGGAUCAAUACAUCAGGGACCUGACAAAGACCCUGAAGGAGAGGAUGAACUUCUAUGGGCUCACUGCUGUUGGAACUGUCACUGAUGGGGAGUUCAGUACACUUAGGACAC